Molecule: messenger RNA, 5298 nt
Organism: Haplochromis burtoni (Burton's mouthbrooder)
Lineage: Eukaryota; Metazoa; Chordata; Actinopteri; Cichliformes; Cichlidae
Exons: 2
Coding region: 89-2548 (819 amino acids)
Molecular function (GO): zinc ion binding; nucleic acid binding
Source: RefSeq, a predicted model, not a curated record
CAGAGCAUUCAAUUGGCCACAAAUCAAAACAGAUGAUGCAAAGGCUCUUCAUAGCUAUUCACUGUUUCUCACUGGUUGUAACAAUGCAAUGCAAGACAUCAGUCAACUGCAAGAGAUGGAGAUCCCCACGAACCUCAGAGUUAUUGUCUCUAAACUGCCAUACAAAAUGAGAGAAAUGUGGAGAGUCUCUGCCUUUGACAUUCAAGAAACAAGUGGAAGGAGAGCAAAGUUCUCAGAUCUGGUUAGAUUCAUAAACAGACAAGCAAAAAUAGCUGCAGAUCCUUUGUAUGGUGACAUUAAGGAUGCUGAAGACAAAGCAAAGUCAUCUGCAAAUGUGAGAAUGACUAGAUCAUCCAGGCAAAGGGGAAGCACAUUUGCUACAAGUGUAACACAAGCUGCAAAUGAAAGGUCACCUGAAAUUAAUAAAAGUGCUUCUUGUCACACUAGCAAUGCCUUCCAGAAACCAUGCAUAUACUGUGAAAAACUCCAUACACUGGCAGAAUGUCAAAAGGUCAGAAACCAGCCUUACAAAGAAAGACUAGAGUUCCUUAAAGCAAAGGGUCUGUGCUUUGCAUGUCGGACACAAGGUCAUCUGAGUAAGGACUGUAAGAAAAGAUCAUUGUGUGAGUACUGCUCUAAGAGACAUCCAAGUAUGCUUCAUUGGACAAAGGAGGAGGACAGUAAGGCAGAAGAUUGCAUCCAGAGAAAUGUCUCAGACAUUCCCACAACAAGUGAUGAAACACACACUUCAGGCAGAAUUUGUGGAGCCACAGGGGCCGGAAAAGGCAUUCAUGUGUUAUCGAUCAUUCCUGUGUGGGUUAAGUUGAAGAAAGGCAAUAAGUUGAUUGAGACUUAUGCAUUCAUGGACAAUGGGAGCCAAGCCACGUUUUGUUCAGAAAAGCUGAUGAGACAACUGGGUGUAGAAGGUAAGAAGACAAAAUUCAUGCUUCGCACAAUGGGACAAGAAAAGAUGGUGACAAGUUACCACCUGUCAGGAUUAGAAGUGUGUGGUUUAAAUGAGAACACCUACAUAGAUCUUCCUGACAUUUACACUCAUGCAGACAUUCCAGUGUCUAGAGAGAACAUCCCUACACAGGAUGACUUAAAAAGGUGGCCACAUCUUCGGCAAAUCAAGUUCCCACAUUCAGACGCAGACAUUGGACUUUUGAUAGGAUGUGAUGUGCACAAGGCUAUGGAACCAUGGGAGAUUAUUCAUAGUAACGAUAACGGUCCAUAUGCUGUUCGAACAGUCCUGGGUUGGGUUAUCAAUGGCCCUCUCAAGAGAGAUUCUUGCUCUACUCCUUCUGACAGAGAGCUGAGUGUUUCAGUAAAUCGCAUCUCUGUCACUAAUGUUGAGAAUCUUUUGAUGCAACAGCUCAACUAUGAUUUUCCAGAGAAAGCUUCUGAGGAAAAACAGGAAAUGUCACGAGAAGACAUCAUGUUUAUGGAUUCUGUCAAUGGCACAGCUGGAAGGAUUAAUGGUCAUUAUAGCAUAGGUCUUCCUUUGAGAAACAAAGCUGUCAAAAUGCCAAACAACCGCAGUGCAGUAAUGCAGAGGGCAGAGAAUCUGAAAAGAAAAUUAAUCAGAAACACAGAGUUUCACAAGGAGUAUCAGAGCUUCAUGUCUGACUUGCUGAAUAAAGGCUACGCAGUUCAGGUACCAAACACAAAGACUACCCCUGAAAAUGAGAGAGUUUGGUACAUACCACACCAUGGGGUGUACCACCCCCAGAAAAGAAAACUCCGUGUAGUUUUUGACUGUGCAGCAUCCUUUCAAGGGAAAUCACUGAACGAAGAACUCUUGCAGGGGCCAGACCUAACGAACACACUGAUUGGGGUACUAACAAGGUUUAGGUGGGAUCACAUUGCCUUGAUGUCAGACAUAGAAGCUAUGUAUCACCAGGUGCGAGUACCUCCAGAGGACAGUGAUCUUUUGCGUUUUCUCUGGUGGCCAGAUGGGAACUUGAAUGAACCUCUGCAAGAAUACAAAAUGAUGGUGCACUUGUUUGGGGCAACAUCCUCCCCAAGCUGUGCAAACUAUGCACUAAACAAAGCAGCAGAAGAUGCUAAAGAAAAAAUGCCACUAGCAGCAGUUAAUGCUGUUCUGAACAAUUUUUAUGUAGAUGAUUGUCUUCUGUCAGUUUCAGAUGAAACAGAGGCAUGUACUAUGGUCAGGGACCUGACUGCAUUGUGUGAGAGUGGAGGAUUUCACUUAACAAAGUGGAUGAGCAACAGCAGAGUUGUCCUUGCUUCUAUUCCUGAAAAGGAAAGAGCAAAAGAGAUUAAAGAUUUGGAUUUGAGACAUGAUGCACUACCAGAUGAAAGAGUCUUAGGAGUGAACUGGUGCACAGAGGCAGAUGUAUUCAAGAUCAGGAUAACUGAAAAACCUGUGCCAAAGACUAGGCGAGGCAUCCUGUCAUUUGUAAGUGCAAUAUAUGACCCAUUGGGCUUUUUGUCUCCUGUCAUUCUGACAGCAAAAAUCAUCCUGCGAGAGCUAUGUGGCAGGAAGAUCUCAUGGGAUGAGGAAAUCCCAGCUGAACUGGCUUAAAGGUCACAAGUUUGGCAUUCAGAGCUUUCAAAACUUCAUGGCUUUACCGUCAACAGGUGUUUGAAACCUGCUGGAUUUGGAGUGGUCAUAUCUACACAAUUGCACCACUUCGCUGAUGGCAGUGAGAGAGGUUGUGGAGACGUUACUUACCUCCGUAUCACAAACCAGAAAAGAGAAACUCACUGCUCAUUCAUUUUUGGCAAGUCCAGAGUGUCCCCUCUGAAGCAGAUGACAAUUCCACGUCUGGAGUUGACAGCAGCUGCAGUUGCUGUAAAAAUGCACAAGCUCAUGAGAAAGGAGCUGCAAAUGCCACAAGAAGAAUCUGUGUUUUGGUCUGACAGUACCACUGUUUUAAAGUACAUUUCCAGCGAGAACAUCAGAUUUAAGACAUUUGUAGCAAAUAGAGUGUCACUUAUUAGAGACAACACAAAACCAAGUCAGUGGAUGUAUGUGAACUCUGAAUUAAACCCUGCUGACCACGCUUCAAGUGGAAUGAACACAGACACAUUCAUGAAGUGUUCAAACGGGAUUGCUGGGCCAGAGUUUUUGACAAAAGAUAAGAAAAACUGGCCAAUUCCACCGGACAUUAAAGAAACACCAAAAAAUGAUGUUGAACGUCAAAGAGGUGAUGAGUGUGGAUGUUACAAAAUUACAUGAAAAUCCAGUAAACAAACUGAUCUCUCACUAUUCAGACUGGUACCGUCUAAAAAAGGCAGUUUCCUGGAUACUUAUGUUCAAGCAGCUGCUUCGCAGGUUAAGUGCACAUCGGAAGCUUCUCAUGUCACAAGCAAGUGGCUGUGAAAGCAGCAAAAGGAAAUCUGAAAAGGUUGCAGGUCAAAUGCAGCAGUUCAAAAAAUGUAUUAAGGGAUCUUCACUUACUACUGCAGAUGUUGCAAAGGGAGAAACUGAGAUUGUUAAGUUUUGUCAAAAUCAAAGCUUCGCAGAAGAAAUUGCAAGUCUUCAAAAAGGUGACAAGCUUAAAAGGAGCAGUCACAUUGUGAAGCUGGAUCCUUUUGUCCAGGAUGGAGUUUUAAGGGUUGGCGGUAGGUUGCAUGAGUCUGCACUACCAGCCGAUGUUAAGCAUCCAGUGAUUCUCCCUAAAGGUCAUCAUGUUUCUACUUUGAUUCUGAGACACAUUCACCAAGAAACAGGUCAUGGAGGAAGGAAUUACACAUUAUCCAGGCUGAGAUUCUGGAUUCCACAGGCAGAUUCAGCAAUAAGAAAGAUCCUGUCAAAGUGUGUAACAUGUAGAAGGACAUCUGCGAAACCUGGUGAACAAAGAAUGGCAAACUUGCCACAAGAUCGCCUGAUUCCUGACAAACCUCCAUUCACAAAGUGGGCAUAGACUAUUUUGGACCUUUUGAGGUCAAGCAUGGGCGCAGCAGAGUUAAGCAAUAUGGUGUAUUGUUUACAUGUCUUGCUGUUAGAGCAAUACACAUAGAAGUUGCCCACUCACUUGAGACUGAUUCUUGCAUAAAUGCAUUCAGGAGGUUUAUUGCAAGACGAGGUCAAGUGUCUGUCAUGAGAUCAGACAAUGGCACUAACCUUGUGGGUGCAGAAAAGGAAAUGCGUGAAGCAAGCAAGGGAUGGAAUCAUUCAAAAAUCUCAGAAAUGCUCAUGGAAAAGGGCAUCACCUGGAUAUUUAACCCCCCAGCAUGGUCACAUUUUUGGAGGAAUCUGGGAGAGGCAAAUUCGCUCAGUUAGGAGAAUUCUUAACCAGAUCCUAAAGCAGCAACCUCUGGAUGAUGUAUGUUUGCGGACAUUGCUAUGUGAAGUUGAAGCAUUUGUCAACGGCAGGCCAAUAACAAGAGCGGCUAAUGACCCCAAUGAUUUAGACGCACUUACACCCAAUCAUCUACUUCUUCUUAAAGGGCAGCCAGUACUGCCACCUGGAUUGUUUCAAAGAGAGGACUUGUAUGCAAAAAAAAAAAGGUGGAGACAGGUGCAGUACCUGUCAGACAUUUUUUGGAAGCGUUGGAAUAAAGAGUAUUUGCCGCUUCUACAAGAAAGACAGAAGUGGUUAGUGACUAGGAGAAAUCUGAGACCAGGAGAUGUUGUUCUCAUAGUUGAUGACAGUGCACCAAGAAGUUCCUGGUUAAUGGGAAAGGUUGAGAAAUCAGUUCCAGACUCACAUGGACUUGUCAGACGUGUUUGUCAAAACCAAAACGAGCGUUUUGGAGAGGCCUAUCGACAAGUUAUGUUAAUUGCUUGAAAUGGAGGCAACAGUUUGAAUCUCAGCCUCAUGUGUAACAGAUUUAUGUUCAACACAUAUGACUUAUGUUUCAUAUAAUGUUUGGUUAAGCCAGUUAGAUUCUGAGUGUUGAUAUUAAAUGACGCUUUAUUGUGUUAAUAUGUAAUUGUUAUGCCUUAGCAGUAAGAAUUAGGGGCCGGAAUGUUAGCGCCAUUUAUAGUUAUUACAUGUUUUAUUUUGAAAAGCCUGAAAAGGAUAUGAUGCUUCUUUUGUGAAAAGUUUGUGAGAAAUAAAACAAGCGAAUGGCGGAGCGACACGAUGGUUUUACCGUCGUUGUUGCACAAACCGACGCGUAAAACAGCCUCUUGUCCAUCCAGACUCUUAUUUUAGAUAUAAGAGAAAUAGAGAACUCCAAGAAGAAACAAAGAUUGUUAAUACUGAUUGUAAUGGCUAUCAUUAUGUGAUCAGCAGCUCUUCACAGACACUGGGUCAGUUCAUCCGCCAGCACAUUUAACACACAUAAAGCAGCAAGGCAGCAGUUCUCUAUAAAAUGUUCACA